Phyllostomus discolor (pale spear-nosed bat) is the source of this 999-nucleotide messenger RNA. RefSeq names its product placenta enriched 1 (gene PLAC1). Bases 222 to 854 code for a protein of 210 amino acids. Lineage: Eukaryota; Metazoa; Chordata; Mammalia; Chiroptera; Phyllostomidae. The record is from RefSeq and is a predicted model, not a curated record. The transcript has a single exon.
ACAUCACAUAUUUACCUUUUUUGGUGAGAGCAUGCAAGUUCUAUUCUCUUAACCUUUUUUUAAUGCUUUAGAAAUGGCCUUUUGUUUUAAAAAAAAAUUGACCCUAUUUGAACGGUUGAUAGGAAAUAAGAUGAUUUGUCUUUUGUGUUUUUGUGUACCCUAGAAAUCUUCAUCAGACAGCUUCCUGUUUCCUGAGAGUCAUUAUGUGAUCAGCUACAGGGAUGAAAGUCUUCAAGGUGAUAGGAAGGAUGGUCAUCCUCACCUCUGUGUUUUUGGCCUGUUCUGGGCAAAAUCCAAUGACUGUACUCUGUUCUAUUGACUGGUUCAUAGUUACAGUACACCCCUUCAUGUUGAACAGCAGCAUAUAUAUACACUUACUUGAGUUACAAUUGGGUCUGGGUUGCCCUGCCAACCAUGUUCAGCCACAUAUCUAUAAGUUUACCUACUACGUUACAGAAUGUGCCAUCAGGGCUAUCUCUCAAAAUAUGGUUAUGUAUAGCGCUAAGAUACACUAUGCUUCAAAGUCUGCCUCAUCUAAAUACACAAUCCCAGUGUCAUGCACUGCCCUUAAGCACUCCCCAUGGGUCACUACUCCCUAUUCUGUGAAAGAAGCCAGCAAGAUAGGAACCAUAACCCAGGAUGGUGAGACAGGCUAUGAGGUGUUCACCUGGUCACAGUCCAGACAAAGGCCCAGCUGCGAUUAUCCACCUUGUGUCUUCAAUGAAGGAGAGCAUAUCCAGGCCCAAUAUCACCAAGCAGGAGCUCAGGAGGGCCAUUCUGCACAGUCAUCUUUCUUUGUGGAUAUUUCCAAGGAUUGGUCCCUUUGCUCAGAUGAUCUACUUGAGUCCACGUGAUCCCAGUUUGGGGUCUCCUGUUGAUUCUCCUUCUAAAAUUAGUAUAUAAUAACUACUAAUAUCAGGAAAAUGUGUCCUUGUGGCCCUCCUAUGAGGGCUUAUGAGAAAUGACAGCCUGUGUUAACUUUGUGAAUACAGUUUUUUU